UCUCUCUCUCUCUCUCUCCUGGCCCCCUGCUCCGGUCUCCUUUUAUUGUGAGGCCCAGCCCCAACCCCUGGGAGUGGAAACCAGAGGAGCAACGCCCUUCCCUGCCUCCCUCCCUCCGUGGGAUGUUAUUAUUUUCUUCACCAACCAGCAAAACCCCAACUGGAGUAGUGCCCACUGCCUCCUUCCCUUCCUAUAUCUAUCCAGCACCUUGCUCUCCAAGCUACUCCAUACCCAGACCGUCACAAACAGGUUCUCUUGUUUCCAGAAAUGGAGAAAAAUCCCGAGGACCCAGAGUUUUGGCUCCCCUCCGACUUCCUUUGCGACGAUUUCUUCCUCGAUGAGGCAGAGAAGAACAAAAGCGAGGCGGAAGCAGCCGGGGACGCCGAUUCCUGCUUUCCCUCCGAGAUCACGUCCGGAUUUGGCUCCGAUCCGGCCUCGCCGGUGGAGUCGGUGACCGGAACCGAGAGCGAUGAGGAGGACUACAUCGCGGGACUGAGUGAAAAGAUGGCUCGUUCCUUUCUCCAGGACGAUGAGAAGGGGACUUCAAUUCUCCCCCCUCACCACAGUAAGAUGCGCGUGCUGUCCGGGUCUCCACAGUCGACGCUGAGCCCCUGGUUGGCCUCUGGGAGUGGGAGUCCCUGCGGCCCUUCGCUGGUUUCAUCGCCACCGUCUUCUCCUCUGGAGAAGCACAAGGACGAUCCCUGGGAUAUGCUAUACGAAGCCGCAGGACAGGUGAUGCGACUUCGGUUAAACGAGCAGAGCGCUUAUGGCCGCGGACUCUUGGGGCCGCCGAGGAUGCCUUCGCCGCCGAUUUCUGUCUCUUCCAAGCACGCCAAUCCCAGCGCAAACGCCAACCCAGUCUACCAUCGUACUCCAGUACUCACACCGCGGCAGUUGCAGGAGGUUCAGUUUUAUCAUCUACAGAAGCAGCAAUUAAUGAAGCAGCAGCAUUCUUCCGACCGUUGGGCUUGGCAGAACAGAGCGAAGGGGGGCGGCGGCGGCGGGGUUUAUGGGGGCGAUGGGCGGAGCGGCGGUCGACCUCUCGGUUUGCCGUCUUCCGCGUGGCCGCCUCUCCAGAAGCAGCAGCAGCAGCAGCAGCAGCAGCAACCCCUGCCUGGUUCCGGGAUGAGAGCUGUUUUUCUCACCGGAUCUGGGGCCAGAAAAGAGUCCGCUGGCACCGGUGUGUUCUUGCCUCGAAGGGUCGGGACUUCAACCGUGUCCCGCAAGAAGCCAGCUUGUUCUACUGUUCUGCUUCCGGAUAGAGUGGUUCAGGCACUGAACUUGAACCUGGAAGAAUUGGGAGCCCAGCAACGGUACCCUGGUGGCUUUGUUCUUGAUCACGAUGCGCUGGUUGGCCGGAGCAACUCUGCGCUAGCCCACCAGAGGCGGAACCACCUGCGUCCUCCGCCAGCAGCCGUUACAAGCCAAGACAUCCGCCUGCCUCCAGAAUGGACUUAUUAGCCCCUCGCCGCUAACCUUUUGUUUUUUUACUGGUAGCUAGUAGUGUUGCUGUAGGUAUGGGUUAGGAAGUUAAGCUAAAUCAAAGGAAGAAAAAUAAAAUCCAUUUGUAGGUGUUGUUAUUAGUGGACAGAAUUAUAAUAUAUUGCAUUCUUGGAAGGAGGAAGUUCUGGGUGGACGGAACUGCAUGUUGUUUUUCUUCGGUGCAGGAAAUAGUGGGACAUGAGGAGGGAAUAAGCCCGCAGUGUUUUUGUUGUUUUGCAGAAGGAAAAUUAGCAAGUGGGCUCUUAUCAAAUAAGUGAAUCAGUUCUUUUAUGCUUGCUUGCCAAACCCACCUAAUUCUCCCUUUUGCAGCAUCUUAAACUCGCAGAAAGGCUCGAAGUCUCUUGGCAUGUGUAAUAAUAAUCAAAGUGUGUAUCUGGUUGCCUGUGGUAUAUUUCUCUUUUAAUUUUUUGUAUGGGGGGCAGAUGUUAUUAGGACUUGGUAAGAAGAUAGGAUGGCAAUGAUCUGUUGCUUGCUUUGUCAAACCUUCUUGUUUUAAGCAAAGAAUUUGGUUUAAUACUA
Messenger RNA from Elaeis guineensis (African oil palm), 2022 nucleotides. RefSeq lists its product as uncharacterized. The record is from RefSeq and is a predicted model, not a curated record. NCBI's taxonomy places the organism in Eukaryota, Viridiplantae, Streptophyta, Magnoliopsida, Arecales, Arecaceae.